Adineta ricciae is the source of this 1263-nucleotide messenger RNA. NCBI's taxonomy places the organism in Eukaryota, Metazoa, Rotifera, Eurotatoria, Adinetida, Adinetidae. The record is from the annotation of a GenBank genome assembly.
AUGAACCAUUAUUCCGCUUUUCUUCGUCCAUCUCAUGGAAAAUCAACGAAUAAUGAAAACGAUGAAAAUUCCUCGAUCAAAAAUCUCUUUCUGAAACAUUUAACAAAGUCGCAACAAAAUGCGUUAACGAAUAAUAGUGGUAAAGGUACCACGCGUGGUAUUCUUAGUGAUGUUGGCAACAGACAGGUGCCAAACAAGUCCACAGUGAUCGAACAAUGUGUUGAAACAAAAGCUAUUCUAACUGUACCUGCACAAGCAGCAAGUUUACCGAUAAUUGUCAGUAAGAUCGAAGAAAUUACUUUGAAUGAUAAACAACAAAAAGCCGAACCUGUUGUUUAUGAGCCAUUCACAAAACUCGCGCAGGUUCCACCAGAAUUUGAUUGUGACACUGUCGAUCAAGCGAAUAUCAUCACCGCUUCGGAAUAUGUCGUAGACAUUUGUCUAUACUGGCGUGAACUAGAACAAAAAACACCUAUUCGACAAAAUUAUUUACUGAAUCGUGCUGAAGGUACAGCAUCACCUCAAAAUCGAGCGGUGUUAAUCGAUUGGCUCUAUCAAGUUCAUGACCGUUUCAAAUUACUCUCGGACACAUUUCAUAUGACAAUUCAACUCAUUGAUCGAUAUUUACAAAUAAUCGAUGCAUCCAAACAUGAAUUACAAUUGAUCGGAUCGACUGCUUUGUUAAUUGCAUGCAAAUACGAAGAAAUGACUAUUCCCGGUAUGAAUGAUUUCGUCUAUGUAUCUGACAAUGCUUACUCGAAAGAAGAGAUGAAAGAAAUGGAACGCCGUAUUAUUUCGACCUUAUCGUAUGAUCUUGGCCGACCAUUAUCAAUAAAUUUUCUUCGCCGAUAUUCGAAAAUCGUUCAGGCAACCGAUAUCGAACAUACUCUCGGCAAAUAUCUCUUGGAUUUAACAUUCACCGAUCAUUCAUUUUCACAUCUAUGCCCAUCUUACAUUUCCGCAUGUGCAUCCUUUCUCUCACGUUAUUUAUUUGCAUACAAACGUUUAACAUCCACAACAUCGAUCAAUGCUCUUAUCGAACUUCUUUGGCCAAGUCAAUUCAUGCAAUAUCACACGAAUUACACAUUCGAUCAAUUGCGUCCAGGUAUUGAACAAUUAGGUCAAUUGUUAAUUGCUCAAGAAACAACGAAAUUACGAAGUGUACAAAAGAAAUUCUCGCAAAGUAAUCUCUUUUCAGUUGCUCAACAUAGUUAUUGCAAAGGUGCCUAUGUUCAAACGGCACUAGCACGUCUCUCGAAAUGA